UUUCUAACCCCCAUGCACGUCGGGCGCCUGGCUUUGGAAUACGGCUCGUGGGUUUGAGCGCCCCCGCCCCGGAAAACCCUAGGGAAAUCGCGGGUCUGACCACCCUUUGUGGGGCUUCUAUUUCUGGAAAAUCCGUAUCCCCAAAACCCCGAUUAAAUGCAAUCUCCUAAUUUUAUUUUGGUGCUAAAACCCGCAAUUUAGAACCGUAAUGUUGAAUCUAUUAACUAAAAAGUCGAAAACCCUCAGCCUCAAAAUCUGUUUAUGGGAGAAUUGUGUUGCUUAUUGGAAAAAUUAUGUUAUUUGCUACAUCUUUGGACUAAACCCUCCAUUUAUUGUUAUUGAAGGGUUUGUUUGAAGGAUUUGGGCAUACCUUCAAAUAGGCAAAGUUGGCCAAAUUGGCAAGGGAGUUGAUAUUGUUCAAUUCUUAAGCGUAGACUGCUGAGCAUUGGGAAAUAAGCUAGCUAUGAUUUUCAAGUGAAGUUUAAGAGUGAUGGAGUUAGGGUUAAAUUUAUCGCUAAGUUGGCUUGCUUGCUUGUAAAGUUCAUAUUGGUGGAUUCACCCAUCCUAAAUAGGUUGAAAUUGACUUUCGCGAGAUUGCUCAUUGAAAUGGAUUUGACAUACUAGUAAUCACCAUAAGGUGAUCUAGUGUCUAGUGUUGAAAAUCUAUAAUCUGUAACAAAUGUAACCAAUAUGGACGUUGUCUUUGUGACUAAUGGAGAACGGUAAUCCAAUACAUAUGCUGAUUAAAAUCAAAAGCCCCAGUGCCCUACUACAUGCUCACAGUAAAGGGUUUCAAAUGGUGACACACCAUGGAAAAGCACUACGAUUUUCCACUGCCACUACAAUGCGAACCUUUGAUGCUUUAAAAGACUUUAACAUGUACAAUACAAUGAUGAAUGUGAAGCCACCAUUCAUAAUGAUAGCAAUGAUGAUAUGGGAGAAGGUUACAAUGAUCUAGUGGCUGUUGUAGAAAACCCAUACUCCCUACGAAUAACAUUGUUUUUUAGAUUGUUAGGGGUCUGAUGGCAGUUAGGAUGACAUUACUUCUGGGCCCUCCAAGUUCAGGAAAAACUACAUUUCUGCGAGCACUUGCAGGGUUGCUGGAUAGUGAUCUAAAGGUAAGCGGAAGGAUAACUUAUUGUGGGCACGAGCUGAAUGAAUUUGUGCCUGGAAGAACUUGUGCGUAUGUUAGUCAGAAUGAUCUUCAUUAUGGAGAAAUGACAGUAAGAGAGACGCUAAAAUUUUCAACGCAGUGCUUGGGGGUAGGCAGUAGGGAUAAUCUGCUACAAGAACUUUUAAAGCGUGAAAAACAACUAGGAUUUUCACCAUCUUCUGAAGUGGAUUCAUUCCUUGAAAGAUUAGCUACCAAAGAUGAAGAAAUAAGCCUAGUCAUAGAAUACAUGUUGAAGAUACUCGGCUUGGAUUUAUGUGCUGAUACUUUGGUGGGUGAUGAUUUGAGAAGAGGUAUUUCCGGUGGUGAAAAGAAGCGUCUCACCAUUGGUGAAAUGUUGGUUGCACCUGCAAAAUUAUUGUUAUUGGAUGAAAUAUCAACAGGACUAGAUAGCUCAACGGCUUUCCAAAUAUGCAAGUGUAUAAGAGAAAUGGUUCAGAUAAUGGACAUGACAACUAUAAUCUCUUUGUUACAACCUACACCAGAAAUCUUUGAACUUUUUGAUGAUGUAAUACUACUUUCAGAUGGACAAAUAGUGUACCAAGGUCCAUGCGAUCAGGUUCUAGAAUUCUUUGAAAAUGUGGGCUUUAAGUGCCCAGCAAGGAAAGGAGUAGCAGAUUUUCUUCAAGAAGUAACCUCUAAAACAGAUCAACAGCAAUACUGGUUCAAGAACCAAAUUUCCUAUCAAUAUAUUUCUGUUGCUGAACUUGCUGAGAAGUUUCAAUCUUUCCAUGUUGGACAGAAGCUAGGACAUGAUCUUAAGACAUUAUAUGCCAAGGAUGAAGUUCAUCCUCUUGCUUUGGUUAAAGAAAAGUAUGGCAUCACCAACAAGGAACUUCUUAAGACAUGUUUCUCAAGGGAAUGGUUAUUAAUGAAGCGGAAUUGUUUGCUUUACAUUUUUAAAAGUGUCCAAGUAAUGAUCAUCGCAAUCGUGACUAUGAGUGCAUUCUAUAGAACUAGGAUGCACCAUAACUCAGUGAUCGAUGGUGAAAAGUAUAUUGCUGCUCUAUUUUUCGGUCUUGCAAAUUUUGUGCUGAAUGGAAUGACAGAAACUAAUUUAGCAAUAAUGAGGCUCCCAAUUUAUUUUAAACAAAGGGAUCUCCUAUUUUAUCCUGGAUGGGCUUAUGUGCUUCCUGUUUGGAUCCUUAGUAUCCCUUCAUCACUCAUUGAAUCAGGAUUGUGGACUAUUAUUACGUAUUUCACAAUUGGCUACUCUCCUGUUGCCACCAGGUUUGCCUAUCAGUGGCUUACUUUCUUCUGCAUCCAUCAAGUGGCUCUAUCACUUUUUAGAUGUGUUAGUGCCUUGGGAAGAACCCUUGUUAUUGCCAACACUAUGGGAAUGAUUUUAUUGCUACUUACUUUUGUCCUAAGUGGUUUCAUCAUUGAAAAAGAUGCUAUUGCUCCAUGGAUGAUGUGGGCAUACUACCUUUCGCCUAUAAUGUAUGGACAGCAUGCUUUGGUCAUUAAUGAAUUUCUUGACAAAAGGUGGAGCAUUCCUAAUACAGAUCCCAGAAUUAAAGAAAAAACUAUUGGUGAAGUCGUCAUAGUAUCAAGAGGCCUUUUCAAUCAUCAGUAUUGGUUUUGGAUAAGCAUUGGAGCGUUGCUUGGGUUUUCUCUUAUCUUCAAUGUCAUUUAUACAAUAGCAUUGACAUACUUGAAUCCUAUUAGUGAUUCAAAGUCUAUAGUGGAAGAUGAUCAUAACAUAUCACCAGGAAAUGUUUUUAGCUGUGAUGACUCUUCCACACUAAGCCAUUCAACUAUGCAAGAUGCUCCACUUUGUUUGCCUUUUCGACCUCUUUCUGUCACCUUUAACCACAUUAACUAUUACGUUGAUACACCACAUGAAAUGAAAACGUUGGGUUUUAAAGAAGAUCACUUAAAGUUAUUAAAAGAUGUGAGUGGUGCUUUUCGCCCAGGAGUAUUGACUGCAUUGUUAGGUAUAACUGGUGCUGGAAAAACCACUCUAUUGGAUGUUUUGGCUGGUAAAAAGACAAGUGGAUAUAUUGAAGGUAGCAUCAAGGUAUCCGGUUAUCCAAAGGACCAAGUAACUUUUGCCAGAAUAUGCGGAUAUUGUGAACAAGUUGAUAUCCACUCUCCUUAUGUAACUGUUUAUGAUUCUCUUCUAUACUCAGCUUGGCUGCGUCUUCCUCCAAACAUUGGCUUCAAAACACGAAAUAUGUUUGUGGAAGAAGUAAUGAAUUUAAUGGAACUUCAGCCAAUAAGGGAUAGAAUUGUUGGCUUACCAAGGGUGAAUGGGCUUUCAACUGAACAAAGGAAGAGAUUGACCAUAGCAGUUGAGUUGGUAGCUAACCCAUCGAUUAUAUUCAUGGAUGAGCCAACAUCUGGACUUGAUGCUAGAGCUGCAGCCAUUGUCAUGCGUACUAUUCGAAAUGCUGUAAACUCUGGUAAAACUGUUGUAUGCACUAUUCAUCAGCCCAGCAUUCAAAUUUUUGAGGCUUUUGAUGAGCUCCUAUUAAUGAAGAGGGGAGGAGAAAUCAUUUAUGCAGGAUCACUUGGUAAUAAUUGUCAUACGCUCAUUCAAUACUUUGAAGCCAUUCCUGGAGUUCCAAAAAUCAAAGAUGGUUACAAUCCUGCUACAUGGAUACUUGAUAUUACAGAUCCUAUGAUGGAGUCUCAGUUGAAUGUGGAUUUUGCUAACAUUUAUGUUGAUUCUGAACUCUAUCGGAAAAAUCAAGAAAUUAUAAAAGAGCUAAGCAUUCCAUCCCUUGACUCUGAGGAUCUUUGCUUCUCAACAAAAUACUCUCAACCAUUCAUCAUUCAAUUCAAAGCAUGUUUUUGGAAGCAAUACAAAUCUUAUUGGAAAAAUCGAUCAUAUAGUCUUGUGCGAUUCUUCUUGACAAUAGCUCUUGGAGUUCUCCUUGGCCUUAUAUUCUGGAACAAAGGAAGUAAACUAGCCAACCAACAAGAAUUGCUGAACCAAUUCGGGAUUUUAUUUUCCGCUCUACUAUUUCUUGGAGGAUGUAAUGCUUUUAAUGUUCAAAUGAUUGCUGCAAAUGAAAGAACAACUUAUUACCGUGAAAAGGCAGCAAUGAUGUACUCGGCUUUACCUUUUGCAUUGGCUCAGUUGGCUAUAGAGGCAAUGUACCUUGCAAUAGUGAAUGUAGUGUAUUGUGUACUCUUAUACUCGAUGAUUGGAUACGAGUGGACAAUUGGGAAAUUCUUGCUCUUCUACUACUUCAUAUUUAUGUGCUUCACCUAUUAUACUACAUUCGGGAUGAUGCUUGUUUCAUUGACACCACGUCCUGAAUUUUCUUCCAUUUUAAUGUGUUUCUUUCUUACCUUAUGGAAUCUAUUUGCCGGAUUUUUUCUUCCGAAAACGCAAAUUCCGAUAUGGUGGAGGUGGUACUAUUGGGCUUCACCGGUUUCAUGGACUAUGCACGGUUUGGUGUGUUCUCAAGUAUGUGACAAGGAUUCUUUACUCGAAGUACCAGAAGUGGGUAAUGUACCUUUGAAGUUCUUUUUGAAACAAGUAUUUGAUUAUGACGAUAACUUUCUGCCCUUUGUAGUUAUUGCACAUGUUUUUUGGGUUUUUCUCUUUUCCUUUGUUUUUGUCUGUGGUAUCAACUUCCUCAAUUUCCAAAAAAGGUAAUAUCGCCUUGGUGGGAGCCUCUAAAAAUCUUCUUGGUGUUGGCCGCUAAAUUGGCAUUGGCUAAUAAAAUGUAGUAAAUCGUAGAAGUAGUAUACAUUAUUCCUACAACUGUAUAAAUAAAUGUGUAAUGGGUGCUCAAAUGCUUUGUUGAUUGAUUCUUAUCAAAUUGCUUACUCCUAUUUUCCCUUUUAUUUCAACAAUAUUACUCUUGCACAUAUUAUUCACCUUAUAUUUUACUUUUUGUAAUUUUUUAAUUACUAACUGGUACCUCCUCCUAUUCAGCCUAAUUGUCCAUUUAUUUUUAGCACUAUUCACUUAUGACUCUUUAUUUGUAUUUUACUCUUAAUCUAUAUGUUAAAACAUAGUCAUGUGGGAUCUUGUUUGAUCCGUCUUAAUACAAGAAUUAUUAAUAUUAAUUUUUUAAAUUUU
Messenger RNA from Amaranthus tricolor (Joseph's coat), 5210 nucleotides. Its product is annotated as ABC transporter G family member 39-like. The coding region runs from base 1023 to 4781 and encodes 1252 amino acids. Lineage: Eukaryota; Viridiplantae; Streptophyta; Magnoliopsida; Caryophyllales; Amaranthaceae. The transcript has 17 exons. The record is from RefSeq and is a predicted model, not a curated record. Gene Ontology annotation, cellular component: membrane. Gene Ontology annotation, molecular function: ATP hydrolysis activity; ATP binding; ABC-type transporter activity.